UUAGUGUACGAUUAACGAAUUUUCCUUCUUUAUGCACACGGAUCGUCCGAGUGAAGAACAUUAACAAGAGAGAGAUAAAAAGAUGCGAUAUGUAUAUAUGAAUAAAAUAUACAUCUCUUUUGGGAAAUACGAUACGCAAAUGCUGAAAAUGAAAUAUGCACGCAAAUUUUGCUUUCCGGCAAGAGAGUUUUGAUAAAAAUUGCAUUUGCAUGGAAAUAACGUCGAAGCGUCCGCGAAGCGCAAACGCUUCUCGCUAUGCCAUUUUCAUGAAUGAAAUCGCUCCUGUUUCAUAUCAACAGGCAUCCUUUACUACGCAGCGGGAACAUCGAUCCGUUCCUUCGGGACCAUCCCUCUUCCACGAACUCAUUACAUUUCACGUUGGUUACAGGGUCGUAUACAGCGAGAGCCCAACGCCGAUUAUUAAAACGCUCAAUUGCGCUUCUAAUUCGCAAAUGUAUCAACUAAUUUCACCCUCGGGAUUAUACCUAUAGAUCGUUCCGUUCGGUCGAGUUCCAUCGAGUGUCAUGAAAUAACAUACACGUGUUGUCCGGCUUAUGACACAUGCCGUCGACAUCACAACAAACGCUCUUUAAUCUGCUGGUAGAUAAUGCGAGUAAAUAGAUCUCGAAGGGACACGAGACGCGGGUCGUAUGACGUCACUGAAUUCUCACCCCGUCAAGAGGGGUGAAGAGAACGCGACCGUCCGCCCCACUACCAUCCCUCUCUCUUUGACUGGCCGUGUCACGGGGAUUCGCCACUCAGCUAGCUCAAAGACUGACGUCAAUGGGAGCCCGGCCUACAAGGGGACGCCGAUACUCGAUCAAGACUUACGCGAUUUUACGAAACUCGCGAUUAUAUUUGGCCAGCCAGCCUGGUCGAAGUUCAACGAAGGCGAAAAACUUAUCGAGGGAGGGAAAGGAUCGGAAUAAAUAUGUGUCUCUGUUUUUCCACUGACUGACAUGAAACGUUCGGCGCGAACUCCUGUAAUUUGCCGGAAGUGCCGGCUACACUUGUCCACCUCGUAUUAUGUAUCCGCGCAAUGCCAAUUGGCGCAAGCGUGUUGCAGCGGCUUGUGAUAACGACGAUGCUAACGAAAAUUCCUAUGGUCACGUACCGAUUCUUUGCAAAAAUAAUAAGCAGUUUCGUCAAAAUCGUUCAGAAAGGAUAUUUUGCAUAUAUUGAGUCCAAGAUGUCGAUCUGAUGGUGCGGAAAGAAAAUAUGCCCCCUGUCGCCAUUCUCAGUAUCUAUCGAGGAAGAUGGGAGGAAAGAGAAAUCGUGCGCGUGGGCGCGUAACGUCCUCGCGUGGGCGUGCGGCCUGUUGCGGGGGCUGAAGAUAGGUGAUUGGGGAUGAAUACAGAACGGGAGCCAGAGAGAAUCUCUCUUCUCCCUCGCAGCGUAAUGUACAGCACUAGGCUGUGCUGACUUCAGCGCGAGAUUAUCGUUGGAGAUUACCCUAAACCUAUUUCACCUUCAUGUUAUAACUAUUAAACCGAUGACAGCAACCGCAAACUUCGCACUUUGGAUAACAUCGGCUGACAGGCUUUCGACAGCAAAAUAACAACAUAAUCCCCACGCAAACGAUCCUUACGAGGCCACGUAGAGAACCGGGAUCUGUCGGGAAGACGCAGUUGGGUCAUCGCGUGGGCAGACGUCUCUCUUAUAUCACGACAAGACCGUGUGUGCGCACUCACACGGAUCUAUACGUACACAUAUAUCUCGAUGUCGUGUGCGAGGAAACGGCAACGCGCGCGCAGCCAACAGCGUCGUCGUAGGGUGCUCACCACCGCGAGUCGAGAGAUGGGGAAUGCUCGUUCACCACGGUGGGGGUUGGUUGAUCGACCGUACCCGCUUUUCUACUCGUCCUGCCGAGCCCCGACAUUCAUUCCACCCCGAGCCGGCGGAUCCACUAGGACGUGCCUGUUCUCCAGCUUGGUAACAGCCGAAGGAUCAGUGAAGGACCAUUCAAGACGAAGGAGAAAACGAACGUGAAGGGUAAAUCAGCGUUCGCCAAAUCUCGCAAGAUGACGUACAACUGGGCGUGGUUGCUGUUGCUAUUCUCGCUAGUCUCGAUAGGCAUGUGCUUGCCCACGAGUUUGAUUGAGGAUGUGAAAAAAGCGGAUCAGGCCAUGAAACCAAAAUCAAAACGAACACAGGAGAUGCUAAUGUUUGGCAAUCAGCAAAAUCGACAGGCCAACGCUGCCGCCAGUGAAUCUUUCACGUCGAAUGCGGAAAAACGAACUCUUGCUUCCUCCGGAUUGGGAGGUUUAAAAGCGGCUAUCGCCGAGGACGAAAAGCCAUCCCAGUCCAAAUCGUCUAGCAAUUCUAUGUACGAGCAUGAGACAUAUUCGCCGUACGACAAGAAUUACGAUUACGGUAAAGUCCUCAUGAACGAGGUCGAGGAGGAUGGACCGCGCGUGUGGGAUGUGCCGCCGUAUUCUCGAUACUACACGGGCGAGGAUCGGCGCAAGAGAUCGGAAAAGUCCACUGCAACAGCACAGCCAAGUAUCUCGACGUUGCCUCCGACCAACUCGUAUGAAUCCAAAUCGAGACGACUCGUAUCUACCACCCAGCAACCGGUGCAGGCUCAAGUUAAGAGGAGCGUCCCAUUCUAUCAAGAACCGCGAUUCAAACGGGAACUACCCUUGGACAUUGAUCCUGACGACGUAUUGACCCUUCUGUCACUGUGGGAGAAUGAACGACGUAACGGAAACUGGCGCAACUAUGCUAAAGAAGAAUACGAGAAUAUGAUAGAUGACAAUGGUUUUCUUGACGAGGAAGGCGCUAGAAACGAUUUCCUUUUAGCUCUUCCGUGGUUAGAUGCGCCAAUGUAUCCCUCUCGGCACUACGACACGUUAUCACCCUCCGAUAUCGGAAUAGUCCGAACCCAUCCGCCCGGCUAUUACGACCAAUUGGAUCAACAGUAUGAAGGCACUAGUCAAUAUGGCAAUCCUCAAUAUGGCAAUUCGCAGUACGAUUUCGUUUAUCCUCAGCGUGCCUAUUAUCCUCAUGAGAAGAGGUUCAUAGUAUCUAAAAAGCGAAUGCAGAGUUACGAUCCGUACUCCACGGCUCAGUUGCAAUUAAAUUCCCAACCGCGAAGUUAUCAAUAUCCUCGUCGCGUUGUCUAUUAAAUAAUCCACGAUGUGGAAGUUGUCUAGAGAUGCGGAAGGAAGCGGGAAAUUUCUCAAACAAAAAUUCUAUCGAAAAAAGAAAAAUCAGCAGUUGAUGUUUUUGGAGGGAGGAGAGGGAGCUAGCGCUCUUUUUGAUGAACGGCCCUCGCUGUCUUUCCUCUUCAACUAUUCUCCCAUUUUCUCGCAAGAAGAAAAAGAAGAAGAUGCAAUGGCAGAUUUUCUCGUUCUAAGAAACACGGUGCUCAGAGAAAUAGAGAGAGAGAGAGAGAGGCUUCUCGAGUCGCAAGAGCCGCGCUGAAGAACCGAGAGACGUCGAUCUGUAAAGAACAAAUCUUUCCUUUUUGGAUUCUCUCUUAUCGAAAUACUUCGAAAUAGAUGCAAGAGGUGACAAAUUCGUAUCUAAGAUCUAUCUCAGUAUCUUUUUAAUCUCAUGAUGGAAAUUUUGCAGCAACAAAAUUUGUUUAGUACAAAUUUUAAGAAACGGUAUGCAAAACAUAUCAGAGUCAUUCGUGACUCAAUCUGAAAUAUCUUGUGCUAUAUAAACGUGACUUCAAAAAGUCCAUUAAUUUCAUUGAAAUUUUAUAAUUAAUUUGAUCGCAACGUUAAAAAAAAUCAAAGAAGCUUCAGCGCGCUCUUGUCGCUCCUAAUUCGCUUAAUGUAAUGUUACGAUAUUAAGCUCUUUUUGCGUGUAAUACGAGCGAUGCGCCCGUAAAGACGCUACGACUGAAUCAUUAAACAAUCGUAGUAUCGAAUCAAAUUAUCCUCAGGCUUGGUUUCGACGACUCUUUGUGACUGAUAAAAUGUAUAUAUGUGUAUAUAUAUAUAUAUAUAUAUAUAUAUAUAUAUAUAUACAUAUAUACAUAUAUACAUAUAUGUGUAUAUGAAGCGAUAUACUUUCGCGCAUACGCAUUCAUGAGUUAGCAUGAGACUAGAUGUAGAUUUAUUCGUCUAUUAGGCAAUCCGAAUGAAUAAGAUGAGAGAAAUGAAGAAAGCGAAGACGAAAAAUUAAAGAUUUAAGAUAAUGUUCAACAUAUGUGUAUAAAAAGGAGAAGAAACCUAGAAACCGAAUAAACUUCACACUGCGCGAGAUAAAUUUUACUUCAGUACUACAUAUAUAUAUAUACGACGGAAGUAUAAGAAAAAGCGUUAUAAAAUGUUAAAAUUUUUUCGUAAAUUCUUGAUGGCUGCGCCAAAUGCAGAGUGUCAAAAAUUAUUGUAUUAUAUUUACAUCGUCAACUGAAAAGUGCAAACUAAACGUUGAUUAAUCUAACCGCGAACCGUCGUCUUAUUCUACUCAUUGAUAUUUGCAUUUCUAGAACAGCAGGAAACGUUCGAAUUUUAUGAGCGUAAUAUACCGAAGGAGUUCUUAUAAGAUUUUCUUCGAACCAAACACGGCCUUCCAUAUUCAACACUCCGAGGAGACUGAACAUCUCUAUGUAAUUAAUUAAUAUAGUUGAAUCCGUUACAUCAAUGCGUCACUACAAACAAUAUAUAUAUGUAUAUAUAUAUAGUAUACUUACUUUUAUCCCUCGUCGAUUUUUGAUUAAUUGCGGGAUGUAUCUUUAACGUUUCCCAUGUUUCGUUUAUGAGUUUUCCGAAUAAUGUGGAAUCGAUUUUUUUUAUGAAAGUUUGAUUUGUUUACUCUCAACUUUUUAAUAUUAGAUAUAUUUGUGACUAAUUAAAAUUCUAUGCUAAUUAAAAUACUCAAAAAAAAAGAAAAAAAAAAAUAGACUGGAAUAUGCCCUUGUAAGACUGGAGAGCACACUAUAAAGAUAAUAGAUAUUCAAUUACGACGAGGAACCGUUCAUAAUUUCUUUCCGUACUUUAUUGUUCAGCAUAACUAGAUUUUUAGAUUAAGUAUAAGUUUCGUCGAAACAUUUAGGUUUUGUUACGUGCAAUUAAUAUUACACAGACGGAAGCGGUAAAUUAUAUAUUAUAUAAAUAAAAAAGAAUCAGCCAAUCAUAUAUAUUAUAGCUUUACUCUUCUCGACAAAUAAUCUCGCACGAUCGAUGUUCAAAACAAGUUUGCCGAAAGUAUGUAUUUUUAUUACGUAUCGCAGAAAAGGCAACAGAACAUGCCGCAUAUAUACGCAUAAUUUCUUCUCCACACGUGUAAUUUCCCAUUUACACAUUCUGCGUCUCUUCCCGUUAUUAAUAAUAGAAUGCACGCCAAUAUUACAUUGUUACUAUUAAGAUUUAACGAAAGCGAUCUUUCUUUUUUUAAUGAAAAGAUAAGCUUAAAUUAUUUUUCAAUCACAGAGAUUUAACGAUGGUUUAUUUCAUCUAUGAAAGAUUGUGAAUACUAAAAAUAACAUAUACACUAUCCAAUAAAAUGUCUAAAGUAAA
Cataglyphis hispanica is the source of this 5474-nucleotide messenger RNA. RefSeq names its product prohormone-2-like. The transcript is spliced from 15 exons. The coding region runs from base 2022 to 3128 and encodes 368 amino acids. The record is from RefSeq and is a predicted model, not a curated record. NCBI's taxonomy places the organism in Eukaryota, Metazoa, Arthropoda, Insecta, Hymenoptera, Formicidae.